Molecule: messenger RNA, 1316 nt
Organism: Chaetomium strumarium
Lineage: Eukaryota; Fungi; Ascomycota; Sordariomycetes; Sordariales; Chaetomiaceae
Exons: 3
Coding region: 286-1224 (312 amino acids)
Source: RefSeq, a predicted model, not a curated record
CCCCCAAAUGACAUUGUUAGAGCACCAGCCAGUGGUCCGCCUUAUUUAAUCGGACAGAAUGGCGGGAAGCUGCCCCCAAACGCAAGCAAGCCACGGAGCUGAGUAGAGAGUUGCACACCCAGCGGCUGCGCGACCGCAUACCCAUACUUGCUUGUCCGCCUUUUUCGACACCACCAAGAGUUACAAUCGACAUGCAGCACGGGCCUGCUGCGCAGCUUGAUAUUUGCGACGCGAUUCCUCGGCAAAUAACUGGCUUGGACCCGUCAUCUGACACCGCAGUCAGCAAUGACCGAGCGUUCCAACCAAGCACCUGAAUACGGGAUAACUACCUUAGGUACAUACCUUACUGAUCACUCUGAGCAAAACUGCCUGACCCAAAAAACUGCCUUAUCCAGUACCUAUACUUCUCAAGUCUCAACCGUCAUCGCCUGCCUCAUUCAUCCAAAUAGUGGGCCAUUUCCCCUGUGUGUCUCACAGUCAACCGCCGUCAACAACAGGACCCCGCAACACCACGCCGUGCUUGAUACACGGGCCGUUGCAAGAGUGGCCAUUUUGUUCUUGGGGCAGCUACCUCUGUCAUUGCCCUCGCCGCCCUGGAUCUCGCACGGCAUUUCCGCAGCGGGUUACCCGAUCUUACUGAGUACUCUCUCACUGGGGUCUCAGUGGCUGUGGCCAAAAACGCCGCUUACCCGAUAUCGUCCGGUUUGUGUAACCAGGCCUCAUACGGUCACGCCCGUUCGAACCUGGCUGACUGUACAUGGCACAACAACAUGUGAUGCUCAACAAACAGGCCAGAGAGGGGUUGUUAUGGCGUGGGAUGAACCUCGGCGUCUGCUGUCACACCGCCGGGUCAGUGUGCAUACAUACACCGGACUCACGUCAACCCUUUCCCAGAGGAAGAAGGAUUUUUAUCCGUACCUGCGCCCAAUCCCACGCUCGGUCCCUCAGGCCCCAGUCGAUAUGUGGGAAGGCGGCGGCGGCGGCGGUACGGGCUACGCCGCGCCGGACUUGUCCGCCCUAGGAUCUUCUGCACGGGAGCGGCACCUACGUCGCUAUAGUAUAGGAGAAACCCGACAUGCUUAUGGGUUGGCACUGCGACCUCAGCACGACAAGACCUACAAGCUGCAUGGCCUUGACCACGACCAGUUGGGCACGAACCAUGGAUUAUCCCAGUGUACCAAUCGGGGAUGGGAGAGAUGGAAACGGGGAGGUGGGGGUCCAUAGGAUGAGGAGAUGGGAGAUAGCUAGGCCUGGCUUGUCGAGAAAGGAAAUGGGGGGAUAAGAAGGGAAGUUCCCAAGGUUGACAGUUUCAUCUU